Molecule: messenger RNA, 1506 nt
Organism: Triticum turgidum subsp. durum (durum wheat)
Lineage: Eukaryota; Viridiplantae; Streptophyta; Magnoliopsida; Poales; Poaceae
Source: the annotation of a GenBank genome assembly
AUGCAAAUGGAGAUCAUAUACCUCGGCGUACCUAUUGUGUCCAUGUCCAUUGUGCUUUUUACUAGGUGCAGCCGCAAGGCGAACGAGCCACCGGGGCCGUGGCAGCUGCCUGUGAUCGGCAGCCUGCACCACCUCGCCCUCUCCGGGAAGCUCCCCCACCUCGCGAUGUGUGAGUUAGCGCGGCGCCACGGGCCGGUGAUGCUCCUCCGGCUCGGCGAGGUGCCCACGCUGGUGGUGUCGUCCCGGGAGGGUGCACGCGAGCUGAUGAAGACCCACGACUUGGCGUUCGCGACGCGGCCCCUGAACGCCACCAUGCGGGUGCUCACCGAUGGCGGCCGGGACAUCGUGUUCGCGCCGUACGGUGAGUACUGGCGCCAGCUCAGGAAGAUUGCCGUCUCGGAGCUGCUUUCGGCGCCACGCAUCCUAUCUUUCCGUGUCGUCCGUGAGGAGGAGGUCGCCUCCAUGCUCCGCGAUAUCGCCCAGGCCGCGGCGGCCGCGCGUCCCGUGGAAAUGCGCGCGCUCAUAUCUUCACUCGUCACCGAUAUCACAGCCCGCACAGUCAUGGCUGAACGCCAGUUCAAGCAGCGUGUUGUGUUCCUCGGCGCGCUCGACCACUCCGCGAAGCUCGCAGCGGGGUUCAACCCACCGGAUCUGUGGCCAUCGUCCCGGCUUAUUGGCUUUCUCAGCAGGUCCCUCCGCCGUGCUAAGGAGUGCUGUGAUACCGGAAACGAUGUUUUCGAUGCCAUCAUCCGCGGGAGGACCAUGGCAGGCCAGAAGGAGCACAACUUGCUCGAUGGUCUUCUAAGCAUGCAGAAAGAGGGCAGGAUCGACAUGGACGCCGUUAGAUCAGUCGUCUUGGAAGUAUUCAGCGUUGGCAAUGACACGACAGCGACGACGUUGGAGUGGGCGAUCACAGAGCUGGUCAGGAACCCUGAAGUGAUGGAGAAGGCGACAACCGAGGUCAGGCAAGCCUUCGAGGCCCGCGGCACCGUGGCAGAGCAUGCCCUCGGCAAGCUCCCCUACAUGCACCUCGUUAUCCGGGAGACGUUGCGGCUGCACACGCCCGUGCCGCUGCUCCUCCCGCGGCAGUGCCAAGAGCCAUGUCAGGUGCUCGGUUACGACGUGCCGCGGGGCACACAGGUGCUAGUGAAUGUCUGGGCACUGGCCCAUGACGAGCGCUACUGGCCCGACGCGCCCGACGAGUUUUGGCCCGAGCGAUUCGAGGACGAGGCGGCCACGGUGGACUUCAAGGGCACCGACUUCUCCUUCCUGCCGUUUGGCGCCGGCCGGAGGAUGUGCCCGGGGAUAGGGUUUGGCCUCGCCAACAUCGAGCUCGCCCUCGCAAGCCUGCUAUUCCACUUUGACUGGGAGGGUCCACCACUGGAUGAGAUUGACAUGGCCGAGGAGUUUGGUCUAACGGUGCGGCGGAAGGCCGACCUCCUGCUGCGCCCUGUCCUUCGGGUGCCCGUCCCCAUAGUCUUGUCAGAAGGCAACCAUGAUUGUUAG